Molecule: messenger RNA, 1622 nt
Organism: Rotaria sp. Silwood2
Lineage: Eukaryota; Metazoa; Rotifera; Eurotatoria; Philodinida; Philodinidae
Source: the annotation of a GenBank genome assembly
AUUUGGGUUUAAUAUGAAACUCUAAAGGUUUCGUAUUUUCCUACGAAACCUUUUUCUGCUGUACGGAACUUAAAAAAAGGUUUCGCAGGAAAAGGUUCUUAUUCUGAAUACACGGUAAGAACCUUUAAAAGUUUCGUAGAUUUUUUUAUCCUUUGUUUGAAACUUUGGAUAUCUUUGGACGCUGUUAGACAUCUCCGGAACCUUUUUUGGGGGUUCGGUAAAAAAACGAUUUUUUUUUAGAGUGUACGCAUCUUUCAAAAGCAAAAAGAAAUAUCUUUGUUUCGCAAUUUUCAAAUCCUUAUUUUUGUCCUUCUUCUUAUAAAAUCCUUCUAAAAAUGCUGGAAUUAUGACUAAAAUCUCUAGGUUUUCCAAUCGAUAGGUAACAUACUAUUAGCAUUAGGCUUCUCAACAUUUUGAAGAAUGUUAACUCCUACAGCAACCGCCUACACAUUCCAGAUAGAAUCUUCUCAGUAUUUCAGAAAUGCUUCUUCUCGAGAAAAAAAAACUCUUUCCGAAAAUCUCAAAAGAAUUCUCAUAAGAAUUGUUACCAAGUUCUUUUUUUGUUGCAUAUGAAACUAGGAGAAUCUUUUGCUUGUUUAGAGUAUGUUAGAGAAAGACAUUCUCGAAAGUUUUAUCAAGUUCUCUUCGAACAAGAACUUUUUAUUCAUAGAUAACGACGAAAACGAUUCUUUUUCUCGUUCAUUGUAGUAACUCCCAAUAUUCCAGUCGAUGCCCGAUGGAAACAGAAUGGUGUGACCGUUGCUGGAGGCCACGGAAAAGGCAGUGCCACCAAUCAACUCAACGAGCCUCAAGGUUUCUUCGUUGAUGAUGAUCAAACGAUUGUUAUCGCUGACAACCGUAAUCAUCGUAUCAUCCAAUGGAAGAAGGGUGAUACGAAUGGACAAGUGGUAGCUGGUGGCAGUGGCGAAGGAAAUCGAUUGGAUCAAUUGUAUCAACCAGUCGAUGUGCUAAUCGACAAAGAGACUGCUAGUCUCAUUAUAUGUGAUUACUGGAAUCGACGAGUCGUACGAUGGCCUCGUCGUAGUGGUACAACUCAAGGAAAAGUCGUCAUCGACAAUAUCGAUCCUUGGGGAUUAGCUACGGAUGAUCAGAGAUAUCUCUACAUCUCUGACGUCGACAAACAUGAAGUAAGACGAUACAACAUAGGAGACAAGAAUGGAACUCUCGUGGCUGGUGGCAAUGGCAAAGGUGCUGGUCUCAAUCAACUCAACGGUCCGUGCUACAUCUUUGUCGAUCAACAACAGACUGUCUACGUGUCAGACAACUACAAUCAUCGUGUGAUGAAAUGGAAUAAAGGUGCAACAGAAGGAAUUGUCGUCGCUGGAGAUCAAGGCGAAGGGAAUGCUCUGACCCAAUUGAAGUAUCCUUACGGAUUGUUCGUCGAUACGUUGGGUACCAUCUAUGUGGCAGACUCCUGGAAUCAUCGAGUGAUGCGUUGGCCUAAAGGAGCAAAACAAGGCACUGUCAUUGUGGGUGGAAAUGGCAAAGGAAAAGGAGCAAAUCAGUUCAACUAUCUCGGUGGUUUGUCCUUCGAUCGACAAGGCAAUCUCUAUGUCGUCGAUUAUUACAAUAAUCGUGUUCAACGAUUUUCAAUCGAAUGA